AUGUCGGACUGCAGAAGGCAGUGGAACCGGGAGGAUGAGCUACCUGUCUACCUGGCGGGGCCGAUCACCACCGGUCCGAACCAGCGGAAAACAUACGGGAUGUUCAGCUCCGUGGAGGGGGCGUUUGAAAGCAAGACCAUAGAUUUCGAUAACUACGCGGUGGGGAGGAAAGGGAGCCGCACCCCCAGGAGCGGGAGCCGGGAGAGGGUUUUGGACACUGGUGACCCCACUGGCAAGACGCCCAGCGAGGCCCAUGAGGGGUCACCAACCAGCUCGCCCGAUCGAGACGACGGGCGCCCCGGUGUUGAGGUCAGAUAUUCAUCUGGAAAGGGAAGCCAAAAUGGGACGGUAAGAUUGACAAGCGAAAGGCUGUUGAUUAAAGGAGGGCGUGUGGUCAAUGAUGACCAGUCUCUUUAUGCAGAUGUUUACAUCGAAGAUGGCCUCAUCAAGCAGGUGGGGGAGAAUCUGGUUGUUCCAGGGGGUGUCACAGUGAUCGAAGCUAAUGGCCGCAUGGUGAUACCAGGGGGGAUAGAUGUCAACACCUGUCUGAUGAAGCCUUUCCUGGGCACACAGCCUGUUGAUGAUUUCCUCCAGGGCACCAAGGCUGCCCUUGCUGGGGGCACAACCAUGAUUAUUGACCAUGUGUCCCCCCAGCCUGGGGACAGCCUGCUGGAAGCAUUUGAGCGCUGGCAGGGGGCUGCAGAUAAGAAGGCAUCUUGUGACUACUCCCUACAUGUUGACAUCCCUGAGUGGAAUGAGACUGUUAAAGAUGAAUUGGAGUUGUUGGUGCAAGAGAAAGGUAUCAACUCCUUCCAAGUCUACAUGGCUUAUAAGGAUUUGUACCAGAUGACCGACUCUCAGCUAUAUGAGGCUUUCUGCUUCUUGAAGAAACUGGGUGCUGUGGUGUUAGUUCAUGCUGAAAAUGGAGACCUGAUUGCUCAGGAACAGAGAAAAAUCCUUGGGAUGGGAAUCACUGGACCUGAAGGCCAUCCUCUGAGUCGUCCUGAAGAGCUGGAGGCUGAGGCGGUGUUCCGUGCCAUCACCCUUGGUAACCGCGUCAACUGUCCAGUCUACAUCACCAAGGUGAUGAGCAAGAGUGCAGCCGACACUAUUACCCAGGCCCGGAGGAAAGGUUCUGUGGUUUUUGGGGAACCAAUUACAGCUAGCCUGGCCACUGAUGGUUCUCACUACUGGAGCAAGAACUGGGCUAAAGCAGCGGCUUAUGUGACUUCUCCACCUUUGAGUCCUGACCCUACAACCCCAGACCAUCUCAACACACUUCUGUCCUGUGGGGACCUACAGGCGGUGGGCAGCGCUCACUGUGCAUACAGCAUUUCUCAGAAAGCAAUUGGGAAAGAUGACUUCACCCUGAUCCCAGAGGGAACCAAUGGAGUGGAAGAGAGAAUGGGUUUCGUCUGGGACAAGGCUGUGGCCAUGGGGAAGAUGGAUGAGAACCAGUUUGUGGCAGUCACAUCUACCAAUGCUGCAAAAAUCUUCAACCUAUACCCACGUAAAGGUCGGAUAGCGGUGGGCUCUGAUGCUGACAUCGUCAUCUGGGACCCUGAUACCAUCAAAACUAUCACUUCCAAACUUCAGCAGUCGGCUUCAGAGUACAACAUCUUUGAGGGCCUGGAUUGCCGUGGGGGACCAGUGCUGGUGUUGAGUCAAGGUCGGGUGGUAUAUGAGGAAGGAAAACUGCAGGCACAGCAGGGUACUGGUCGAUUCAUUCCCCGCAAGCCCUUCCCAGACUAUGCUUACCAGCGCAUAAAGUUCAGGAACCAGGUUAAGGGCAAGCAGGGUGUUAUUCGUGGGAUGUAUGAUGGUCCUGUGUAUGAUGUCAUUCCUACCCCCAAAUAUAUCACACCAUCACCGUCGGCCAAAACAUCACCCACAGCUCACCAGCCACCACCAAUACGCAAUCUUCACCAGUCCAACUUCAGCCUAUCAGGGGCACAGAUUGACGACAAUGUCCCUCGUCGGUCUGGCCACCGUAUAGUAGCACCCCCCGGUGGUCGCUCUAACAUUACCAACCUUGGUUGAACACUUGACACUUGUGCACAAAGUGUGGUUGUUGUGGGGUUUCACCUCUCGAGUGUGUGUGAGUGUAUGUGUAUCACUGAGAGUGUGAGCA
Molecule: messenger RNA, 2131 nt
Organism: Scomber scombrus (Atlantic mackerel)
Lineage: Eukaryota; Metazoa; Chordata; Actinopteri; Scombriformes; Scombridae
Gene: crmp1
Product: collapsin response mediator protein 1
Exons: 14
Coding region: 1-2040 (679 amino acids)
Cellular component (GO): cytoplasm; cytosol
Molecular function (GO): hydrolase activity, acting on carbon-nitrogen (but not peptide) bonds, in cyclic amides
Source: RefSeq, a predicted model, not a curated record